This is a messenger RNA of Esox lucius (northern pike), 2571 nucleotides long. Its product is annotated as transforming growth factor beta-1 proprotein. The transcript is spliced from 7 exons. Bases 950 to 2092 code for a protein of 380 amino acids. Gene Ontology annotation, cellular component: extracellular region. Gene Ontology annotation, biological process: SMAD protein signal transduction; transforming growth factor beta receptor signaling pathway; regulation of cell population proliferation. NCBI's taxonomy places the organism in Eukaryota, Metazoa, Chordata, Actinopteri, Esociformes, Esocidae. Gene Ontology annotation, molecular function: growth factor activity; type II transforming growth factor beta receptor binding; type III transforming growth factor beta receptor binding. The record is from RefSeq and is a predicted model, not a curated record.
AUUGUGGUUGAUGGCUUGUGAAACUCACAGCGCUAUGAAUAUCUGAACAGUAGUCUGAUAGGAAAUUUUGUACAGUGUUUUGUUUAUUGAGUUGUUUUUGUCUGAAACCUAUUGUAACAUAACUUCAACUCAUUGGAUUUAGACACAGCCAAUACUAGAAAAUGAGCAGAUGUUCUUGUGCUUUAACUUUGGGUGAGUUUCUUGUUGGUGUUAAGAUUUUUCUCUUUUUUGUGGUGGAUCAUGGUCUUGAGUUAACUGGCAAAUUUAGGAUGUGAAAGUGGGUCUAAUAAAUGACAGCAUUGGCAAUAGAGAAAUGGAAGUAAACUGAAUAGCUAGGAGGUUAUUUUUGUUAAAUGCAUUUGCGUAUGUUGUUUGCAUCUAUUUUAUGUAAAACUGGUUUAGAAAUGUGUCUGUUAAUCAUAAAGCUGUCAAUCUGAUUGACAAAUGAAGGAUUAGGCUGACUGAAAUUAGAAAGAGAAAACAUUUACCCCAAAUGUGCAUUAUCGCUGAAAUGAACAUGCAUCUCACGGAUUACUGAGGCUUUUCUAAGAGUUUGUUGGUUAUUUUUUCUGGUGUGUAUUCGUGACCUAGGGAGUAAUGCAUUCUGUAUUUCAUUCAUGAAUUGAGACUGCCUCUAGGGAGCACUGUGAGAGGCUAAGGCGCCACACCAGUGAGACAGUGACUCAGUCCAGGCUGAGCUCUUUUUGGUGGUGAUCUCUAUGUGGUGCUUCUCCAUUGUCUUCGGAGCGUGUGUGUGCCAGUCUUGUAGGAGCUGAACUUGAGAACCUGGAGUUUCAUGGGUGUGUGUGAGAAUUGUGACUGCAGAAAGAGAAGUUUGUUGAAAUCAGCUAUUUAUGCAACAGGCAUCAGCAAGAUCAAACAGAACGGUAAAUCCACAUAACAGUCAACUCCGAUAACCUGCUGUCUUAGAAAUCGUGUUUAAAGUGCCAUGAGGGCAGAGUGUUUGAUGCUGGUUGCCUUGCUGGUCAUGGAAUACGUGUGCCGGAGUGAAACCCUAUCCACCUGUAAGUCUAUGGACCUGGAGAUGGUGAAGAGGAAACGCAUAGAGGCCAUCCGUGGACAGAUACUAAGCAAGUUGCGGUUGCCCAAGGAGCCAGAGAUUGACCAGGAGGAAGACCUAGAGGAAGUCCCACCUUCUCUGAUGUCCAUCUACAACAGCACAGUGGAGUUGAGUGAAGAGCAGGUACACUCAUUUGUGACGCCCACUUCGGAUGCAAUGCAGGAAGCGUACUUUGCCAAAGAGGUCCACAAAUUCAACAUGAAACAAAGUGAGAACAACAGUAAGAACCAGAUGGUCUUCAACCUGUCUGAGAUACGCUCCGUUCUAGGGAGUGAUCAACGUGUCUCUCAAGCAGAGAUCCGUAUCUUCAUCACAAAAAACCGCUUGCAUGGGGACAGGGAGCAAAGGCUGGAACUGUACAGGCUAACUGGAGACACGACACGAUACAUCAAGUCUCAUUUUGUCUCCAAAGAAUGGAACAAUCGCUGGCUGUCCUUUGAUGUCACCCAGACUCUGAAUGAGGGGCUGCAUGGGUCUGAAGAAGAGCAAGGAUUCCAACUGAAGUUGCAUUGUGAAUGUGGGAAAUCAACGGAGGAAUUCAACUUUAAUAUAUCAGGAAUGAAAAAGCCGAGGGGAGAUCAAGAAAAGUUAUUAACAAGCAACAUGCCUCACAUUUUACUAAUGUCCCUUCCUUUGGAACGCCAUAGCCAGCUCAGCUCUCGGAAGAAGAGACAAACCACCUCAGAAGAGAUAUGCUCGGACCAAUCAGAGAGUUGCUGUGUGCGAAAACUUUACAUUGACUUCCGCAAGGACCUGGGCUGGAAGUGGAUCAAUGAACCCACUGGCUACUACGCCAACUACUGCAUGGGCCCCUGCACUUACAUAUGGAACACAGAGAACAAGUACUCCCAGGUAUUAGCGCUGUACAAACACCACAACCCAGGAGCCUCUGCCCAACCAUGUUGUGUUCCACUGGUCUUGGAGCCCCUACCCAUUCUCUACUAUGUGGGACGACAACACAAGGUGGAGCAGUUGUCCAAUAUGAUUGUUAAGUCCUGCCAGUGUAGCUAGAUUUACUGUACAUAGAUCUCUGUGUUUUGGGUUAUCUUGUACUCAUGGAGAUACACAAUGGAAAUCUGCACUAUAAGGAUAAAACUAGACAUAAUUCAUGAAGGUUGCUAAUGUAAUUUUGAUAUGUUUCUGUGGUAUCUCAAGUCUGCAGUUGUAUUUUAUUUUUCUUAGCAGAGGAUUUGCCAGUUUAAUGAUUUCUGGAUGUUGUAUUUUAAAUAUUUAGUGUAUAGUGUUGUAUGGAGUUUCCUACAUGGGUCUGUAGAUCUACCAAUGUCCCAGGUGUGACAGUAGCAUUGUUGUGAAGUUGGGUUUAUGCUUCCUGGGCUAGUUCCUCAGGAAGUAGAGAGGAAGGACAGCAGAUAAAAGGGGAUUAGUUUGGGUCAACUGUUACUCAAAAUACUGAAUGUACAAUAAUGUCAACUUCCCCUAAGUAUUUGUGUCAUUCAUCUAUUUUAAAUAAAUGUAUUUGCACCACGGUC